CCCUGCGGCGUCUUCGUCGCGUUCGGCGCGUGGUGACGCCCGCAACGCCAACGGCUACAACGGCUGCUCCAGCUGCUGCUGGUCCCCGAGGCCGUCGAGCCAGCCGGGGAGCAAAUCGUCUACCCGGCGCCGGCCAUCUCAGAGGGCACGGCACCAUCCCAAGCACCAAGGGGGGCAAAAAGCUCUACUUGGAAUGGCCACAGGUGAAAAUUCCAUGGUCUCCAGAAUGGCAUGACGAAUUGGUUGAAAUCCUACAGUCCAAGUCCUUGGACAUACACCAUGAAGGUCAUCAAUUCUUCUUGGAAAAUUGUCAUGGGAAGCGCUUCAAAGCCAAGAGUAAACACUGCCAGG
Molecule: messenger RNA, 351 nt
Organism: Cladocopium goreaui
Lineage: Eukaryota; Dinophyceae; Suessiales; Symbiodiniaceae
Source: the annotation of a GenBank genome assembly